GCGCCACAAAUUUAGCCAAACCUGCUGUAGCUACUAUUGCUUUAGAGAGAGAAAUAUCAACCAGAAUCGGCGGCCAUGGCGGUAGCUUCAACAUCUCUUGUAUCCCAACUCUCCGGCCCUAAAUCUGCCAUAUCUACUGCCCCACACUUCUCUGGUCUCCGUCGAUCUUGCUCAAAGCUCGACCAGUCACUUUCUCUCACUUCUGCAACUCAAUCUCUUUUCCAUCGCGUCGAUUCCCAUCUCCGUCUCUCCUCCAAGACGAAAGCUUGCAGAGGGGUUAUCACCAUGGCUGGUUCUGGAAAGUUCUUUGUUGGUGGAAACUGGAAGUGUAAUGGAACUAAGGAGUCAAUCUCCAAGCUUGUCUCUGACCUGAAUAAUGUAACAUUGGAGGCGGAUGUUGAUGUGGUUGUUGGACCUCCCUUCCUUUACUUAGAUCAGGUGAAGGGCUCACUAACAGAUCGAAUUGAGAUUGCAGCUCAGAAUUCAUGGAUCAGCAAGGGUGGGGCCUUCACUGGAGAAAUUAGUGUGGAACAAUUAAAGGAUAUUGGCUGCAAAUGGGUCAUCCUCGGUCAUUCUGAGAGGAGACAUAUUAUUGGGGAAAAUGAUGAGUUCAUAGGAAAGAAGGCUGCUUAUGCCUUGAGCCAGGGUGUUGGAGUCAUAGCCUGCAUAGGAGAACAGCUGAAGGAAAGGGAGGAAGGAAAAACUUUUGAUGUCUGUUUUCAGCAGAUGAAGGCUUUUGCAGAUGCUGUGCCUAGUUGGGAUAAUGUAGUUGUUGCAUAUGAACCUGUGUGGGCAAUCGGAACUGGUAAAGUUGCGACACCUCAACAAGCUCAGGAGGUGCAUGCUGCUGUUCGUGAUUGGCUAAAAAAUAAUGUUUCUGCUGAAGUUGCUUCUAAGACUCGUAUUAUAUAUGGAGGAUCUGCAAAUGGGAGCAACUGUGGUGAACUGGCUAAACAAGAAGAUAUUGAUGGAUUUCUGGUAGGAGGUGCUUCACUAAAGGGACCUGAGUUUGCGACCAUUGUGAAUUCGGUGACAUCGAAGAAGGUAGCUGUUUGAUUGUAACAAAAUCUUGUGAUUUCUUGUACUGUGUCCAAAUAAAGAGCUUUGAGGAUCAUUUUCUUUGGUUUUUUUAUUGGAACAUACAAUAGGAUAUGAGCCAAUUUUCAAAAUUACAUUUUACAAUAUGUAAAACAGCACUCAGCUAUAGUUAUUUCACAGAUUUGUCGCGGUCGGAACAAAAAUAAAACGAAAAACCUAUCUUUUGGUUGAAA
This is a messenger RNA of Impatiens glandulifera, 1271 nucleotides long. Its product is annotated as triosephosphate isomerase, chloroplastic-like. Gene Ontology annotation, cellular component: cytosol. Gene Ontology annotation, molecular function: triose-phosphate isomerase activity. The transcript is spliced from 9 exons. Bases 76 to 1056 code for a protein of 326 amino acids. Gene Ontology annotation, biological process: glycolytic process; glyceraldehyde-3-phosphate biosynthetic process; glycerol catabolic process. The record is from RefSeq and is a predicted model, not a curated record. NCBI's taxonomy places the organism in Eukaryota, Viridiplantae, Streptophyta, Magnoliopsida, Ericales, Balsaminaceae.